Molecule: messenger RNA, 2853 nt
Organism: Patella vulgata (common limpet)
Lineage: Eukaryota; Metazoa; Mollusca; Gastropoda; Patellidae
Exons: 1
Coding region: 102-2162 (686 amino acids)
Biological process (GO): protein ubiquitination
Cellular component (GO): Cul4-RING E3 ubiquitin ligase complex
Source: RefSeq, a predicted model, not a curated record
CGAGUUUAUUCUAAAUUUAUAUACGCCGUGCCAAUCAAGAUCGGCUGAACGACGAUGUGAAUCUAGUACAACUGCAUGCGCGCGAAAACAAAUGACAAGUAAUGGCGACCGAGGGAAAGGGAUUAGUCCAGAAACUACUAAUUCGAGAGAUUUCAGGGAAAUGGAAGCAGCAAAAGAGGGAUUUAUCACUCUUACCAUUUAACAGAAUACCUGGCCGAAUGUGCUAUUUGCUCAAAAACCUGGUAUCUCGAUCUAUAUUAGAAGACGGACAUGUUUUUCUUGGUUUCACAAAGUCCGGCAAGUUUGUUGUUUCAUACUCACUUCAGAUCGGAGGAGAUCAUACAAGUGAAACGGUAUUUCCGACAUAUAACUAUAAACUUCAGUGGUGGUUAUUUAUCCCUAAGAAACCACUCCAUCUUGUGUCUGAAGUACGACUGUUUAGUGAAGGAGACAUCUGCAAAGAACUGUUUAUAGCAUUUUGUGAAUGGCCUGAAGAUGAAGAUAAAAUAUUUGUUUAUGGUCAUUCUAUUCCAGGUGAUGGUGAUGAUUCGUGUUUUUGUUAUGUUACAAUUACGGCUGUACCUUAUAUUGGUCUGUGUUUAGACUGUAAAAGUAUGGACACAGAAAAUAUUGAAAUUGAAGAUCAAAGUGGUAAUGGAAGUAGACAAAUCAAAAAAGUGAAAAAGAAGUGUUUAUUGCAUAGUUUUUGUGUUCACAGUAAAUAUGACAUGUCCCCACCAUAUCCUGCCUUCUCACCAAGUGUCCAGUUAAAACUGGAUGGAAUAGUUGUUUUAAAUACAGGUGUGUCAUUGGUGGCUUUUCAAGUUGAACCUAAAAACCUUGGAAAACCGAACUCUUUAGAUGUUACUGGCAACAGAACUCUAAUAGGAUCUAGUCUUGCAUUCAACAAUAGUACAAAAGCCAAUCUUCCUACAAAUUCUACGCCAUCUCCAAAAGAACUUGGUUUAGUCUUUAAAAAUUUGUGCCCAGAUUGUAAAAAUUUACCAUGUUUUUGCAAUCCAGUUGAUGAAAUGUGUGAACUAUCAGAAGAAAAUGUUAGAAGUCCAAACCAUGAAAAAUCUAACAAUGUCUCGCCUAGUCGUAACAUGUCAAAGUGCUCAAAAAUGUGUGAAAUGUGUAAUAGCCUUCCAGAAGAUUGCAGAUGUGAUGUGGUAGUGCGUCAGCCGCUUCAAGCUAAAAAUGAUAGUAGUAAUUCACUUAGUGUUGCAUCUUCUACCUCCCCACAACGAUCUUCAAUUCAUAAAACUUCUAAAAAACGCUCCUUUGAAUUAAUUAACUGUGGAGAAAUUGGUGAAUCAACAUCUCAUGCUACUACAACUCAUUUAGACCAAGAUAGUGUACCAACAUGUACAUUUUCUUCACCCAGCCCCAAAAUUUGUUCAGAACGAACUUUUUUCUCACCAAGUAAUAGCAAUAGUAGUAUGACAUCUAGGAGUUCUGAAGGUGUUCAUGUGCAUACAAAUAUUGCAAGAACUGUAACAUAUUCAUCUCGAUUUUAUGAGGUACAUGAAUGUGUUGUAGAUUCACCAGUAACUUUAGAAGAUGAAUAUGAUCUGGCAUAUAGAAGUGUUUUACCUGUAGAUGUUUGUUCUUACAGAAAAACAUUAUCAAUUGCUAAAAAUGUUUCUGCAACAAUGCCAGUAAUAUCGGUUUUACAAAUGACAUUUGACAUUGAACAUUAUAUGAUUGAAGUAGUUCACCAACAAGCUGUAUGGGGGAAACGUUUUGUAGCCUUUUAUAAUUAUGAUCUCCAGAUACUAGAUGUUGAACUAGACGGUCAGGUACUUGGCACAGUUUAUGCUUUAAUACAGGCUAAAGAUCAAAAUACAAAGUCUUCAAAACCUUGUAAAAUUCCAAUCAAAUUGUAUCGAACACAGUUUACGUUUCAUCUUAAUUUAUGUACGGGUAUUUAUUCUACAUGGAAUAUAGGUGAUCUUACAACUGUGGAUGAACGUAAUCCAAAUGAAUGUGAAUGGAAAUCAAGUACAAAGGAAUGCAAUCUGCUUCGUAGAAAAGCUUUAAUACCUAAAGCAUUUUAUAGGAGUGUUCAUAUGUUAUCUAAUGAAGCUGGAAUUAAAGGGCAGUCUAAGAAAAUGUUAGUAGCACCACAUCAUAGUCACACCACUGCCAUAAUACUGUAGAAUUAAAGAUACAUUAUGGGAGAUUAGAUAAAGAGCUGGCAGUUCUCACUAUAAUAGUUAAAAACUAGAUAAUGUAGAGGGAUUUGAUGAAAAUUUCAGUCAAAUUGAUCCACUAUGAACCAAGAUUUUAGCGAUUAAAUUUUCGGCCUAGCCUCAAUCAUCAUUACUAAAGUCAGUACGAUAAAAAACAUAGUCUCGAUUAUCCAUUUCAUGAUUAAAUCAGAACCUAAAUCAGAACCUAAUCUAAUAAACAUCACAGGCUAGCGAUGACAUCGAGAGUUGAUUAUGGUCUGGAUAAGUUAAUGUCUAAUAAUAAUUUAGAUAACAUUUCAGGCCUAUAGAAAGACCUGCAGCAGGCAGAUUUAGCUCUUGCAUAAUGUACAUGUAUGUUUAAAAUUGAGUCUGUCAUUUUUGAUCAUCGGAACUUUUAUCCUUCGGAUAAUGUAGUUGUUACUUUUCAUAAACCAAUUUUGUAAUCAACAAGUGUAUUACAAUUACAGUUAACAAGCAGUCUGAGCACAAGGUACUUACUGAGGGUUUCCCUAUACUGGAAGAUAAUUAGUAUUCCUAAAGUUAAAAUGACCAGAAAAAAUGAGGACUUCAUGAUGUCAGAAAUGAAUGAAAUGUUUUGUAAAUUUUGUUGUUGAAUUUAGUUAAAUAUUACUUGAAUAAAAUAUAUUUUGAAGAAAAA